Molecule: messenger RNA, 555 nt
Organism: Macrosteles quadrilineatus (aster leafhopper)
Lineage: Eukaryota; Metazoa; Arthropoda; Insecta; Hemiptera; Cicadellidae
Exons: 1
Coding region: 1-555 (184 amino acids)
Source: RefSeq, a predicted model, not a curated record
AUGGGAAACAUCCUGAUCAAUCCUUGUAUGGGAAACAUCCUGAUCAAACAUCGUAGAGGAAACAUCCUGAUCAAACCUCGUAUGGGAAACAUCCUGAUCAAGCCUUGUAGGGGAAAUAUCCCGUUCAAACCUCGUAGAGGAAACAUCCUGAUCAAACCUCGUAUGGGAAACAUCCUGAUCAAACCUCGUAGAGGAAACAUCCUGAUCAAACCUCGUAGAGGAAACAUCCUGAUCAAACCUCGUAUGGGAAACAUCCUGAUCAAACCUCGUAGAGGAAACAUCCUGAUCAAACCUCGUAUGGGAAACAUCCUGAUCAAACCUCGUAGAGGAAACAUCCUGAUCAAACCUCGUAUGGGAAACAUCCUGAUCAAGCCUUGUAGGGGAAAUAUCCCGUUCAAACCUCGUAGAGGAAACAUCCUGAUCAAACCUCGUAUGGGAAACAUCCUGAUCAAACCUCGUAGAGGAAACAUCCUGAUCAAACCUCGUAUGGGAAACAUCCUGAUCAAGCCUUGUAGGGGAAAUAUCCCGUUCAAACCUCGUAUGGGAAAAUCCUGA